Rangifer tarandus platyrhynchus (Svalbard reindeer) is the source of this 1398-nucleotide messenger RNA. Lineage: Eukaryota; Metazoa; Chordata; Mammalia; Artiodactyla; Cervidae. The record is from the annotation of a GenBank genome assembly.
AUGAACGCGCAGCUGACCAUGGAGGCAAUCGGGGAACUGCACGGGGUGAGCCAUGAGCCGGUGCCGGCCCCUGCCGACUUGCUGGGCGGCAGCCCCCACGCGCGAAGCACGGUGGCCCACCGCGGCAGCCACCUGCCCCCGGCGCACCCGCGCUCCAUGGGCAUGGCGUCCUUGCUGGACGGCGGCAGCGGGAGCGGCGAUUACCACCACCACCACCGGGCCCCCGAGCACAGCCUGGCCGGCCCCCUGCACCCCACCAUGACCAUGGCCUGCGAGACGCCCCCAGGUAUGAGCAUGCCCACCACCUACACCACGCUAACCCCGCUGCAGCCGCUGCCGCCCAUCUCCACCGUCUCCGACAAGUUCCCCCACCACCACCACCACCACCACCACCACCACCACCCGCACCACCACCAGCGCCUGGCGGGCAACGUGAGCGGCAGCUUCACGCUCAUGCGGGACGAGCGCGGGCUGGCCUCCAUGAACAACCUCUAUACCCCCUACCACAAGGACGUGGCAGGCAUGGGCCAGAGCCUCUCGCCCCUCUCCGGCUCCGGUCUGGGCGGCAUCCACAACUCCCAGCAAGGGCUCCCACACUAUGCCCACCCGGGUGCCGCCAUGCCCACCGACAAGAUGCUCACCCCCAACGGCUUCGAAGCCCACCACCCGGCCAUGCUCGGUCGUCACGGGGAGCAGCACCUCACGCCCACUUCGGCAGGCAUGGUUCCCAUCAACGGCCUUCCUCCACACCACCCCCACGCCCACCUGAACGCCCAGGGCCACGGGCAACUCCUGGGCACGGCCCGGGAGCCCAACCCUUCGGUAACCGGUGCGCAGGUCAGCAAUGGAAGUAAUUCAGGGCAGAUGGAAGAGAUCAAUACCAAAGAGGUGGCGCAGCGUAUCACCACCGAGCUCAAGCGCUACAGCAUCCCACAGGCCAUCUUCGCGCAGAGGGUGCUCUGCCGUUCCCAAGGGACCCUCUCGGACCUGCUACGCAACCCCAAACCCUGGAGCAAACUCAAGUCCGGCCGGGAGACCUUCAGGAGAAUGUGGAAGUGGCUGCAGGAGCCGGAAUUCCAGCGUAUGUCUGCGCUCCGCUUAGCAGCAUGCAAAAGGAAAGAGCAAGAACACGGGAAGGAUAGAGGCAACACACCCAAAAAGCCCAGGUUGGUCUUCACAGAUGUCCAGCGUCGAACUCUACACGCAAUAUUCAAGGAAAAUAAGCGUCCAUCCAAAGAAUUGCAAAUCACCAUUUCCCAGCAGCUGGGGUUGGAGCUGAGCACCGUCAGCAACUUCUUCAUGAAUGCGAGGAGGAGGAGUCUGGACAAGUGGCAGGACGAGGGCGGCUCCAAUUCAGGCAACUCAUCUUCUUCAUCAAGCACUUGUACCAAAGCAUGA